UGUUUCUGUUGUGUUUAGAUGGUGGGGUGGGAAUGAGGGGUUGGGGUAGAUUUGGGUGUUCUUUGUUUCUUUAACUCCUUAUUCUGUGUAAUGCUCUUUGUGCUACAUGGUUGUGUAUGAAAAGUGCUAUAUAAAUAAAGACUGAUUGAUUGAUUGAUUGAUAUUGUUAUAUUACCAAAUGUCAUCAAUAACUAAUAGCUGAUAUUAAAAGUAGGGCCCGACCGAUUUAUCGGCGAGCCAAUUAAAUCGGCCAAUUUUAGUCUGUUUGAGACUAAUCAGUAAUCGGCCAAAACUCGCCGAUUUCCGCCGAUAUUUUCAGAAAUAAAAUGUGGAGAGUAAGAUUUGGUUUCACUUAGAAAAUGUUCCGCCAUUUGAAAAGUCUCCCGACUUAUCGUGUAGAUGGCGCAGCGACCUCAUGACAAUCUUCAUCCACUAACUACCUAACUCAGCUGAAAACGCUGUCGGUCUUCCUGUCGACAUGAAAAGCAGUAGCCUAAAGUAUAUCUACAGUAUAUAUAUUUAUAACUUCAUAAAAUUUUUUUUUUAAAUUGGCCGAUUAAUCGGUAAUCUUUUUUUUUUUCGCCCUAAUAAUCGGUAUCCGCAUUGGCCCCAAAAAAUCCAUAUCGGUGGGGCCCUAAUUAAAAGCCUUUUUCGUUUAUAAACCACAAAAAAAGAUGCUUCUUUAACAGAAUCCUGCCAACCUCACUUUUAACAUUCACUAUGCCAGUUAUGAUUUAUUUAUUUUAUAAAUUUAGAAAGUCAAACUAACCUGCAGUUUUGAUUGAAACAUUAAUAAAAUAAACAAAUAAACAAAAAGACACCAAACAGGUGUAAUGCAGAUAGUAUUGAUCUCAGUUAUUAAGUACACAAUAAGGGGAUCUCUGAGGUUUGUUUUUCUUUUGCGUUGCGUGACACACGUGCACAUUAGUGUCUCUCUUCUUUGUCUCGAUUAGAGCGUGCGGGAGCUGUUUGUGCGCGCGCAUGUUUGGGAGCGCUCCUGCUCAUAUAGAGGCAUGUGGAGACAGAAGGAGAAAGGGACCGGCUAAAGGAGAGGGGAGGUAGAGAGGGAAGCGACGGCGAGAAGGAGUGUGAGGAGGGGAUAAAAAAUAAAUAAAUCAAUAAAAAUCUGAAAAAAAAAGGAUGAGAAAGUGGAGCCACGAGCCCGAAGCCUUCCUCUGAACUUUGAUUCAACCACCAGCAGCAGCAGCAGCAGCAGAGGAAGAAGCUCCAUGAGCGGAAAAACGAAAAACAAAGAGGAUAAAGACCAUGCCGCCAAAGGUGAGUGAGAAUAUCAACUCAUAUGAGAAAGGAGGUGAGAAGAAGAUGUUUGUCUUUUUUCUGCAAAAGCGUUCACUGAGAUCAGAGGAGAUACUUCUUCUCAUUGAAUCCAGGGCAGAUAAACUCCACUUUUUUAUCAUUGGAAAUGCUUUACAUCUAUCUAUUUAUAUAUUAUAUUGUCCUACUUAAUUUCCACAGACCUCUUCCACCUUACAUUUCCCCUUUUUAUAUUGUACCACAGGAAACAUUCAGUGUCGAUCUCUUUAAGCCUCUAAAUUACCCCUCCAAUAGAAGGGUCUCUGUAUCUAAGAUGUCAUUUCAGAUGCUCUCUCUCUCUCUCUGUCACACACACACACUCAUUUAUUUUCUUCCCUCUGGAUAGCAAUAAAAUUGACGCGCUGUACACCGCAAUGGAAACUGGGAAACUAUCAUUGCCAUGGAGACAAAAAAGGGUGUUGCCCGCGAGCUUACAGGCGCUCGUUCAUCAUAAUAUGCAUAAGCCAACCCAUUCAUAAAAGACACAAGUAUGCAGCAUUAAAGGAUUUUAAAUAACAGCACAGAAACGUAACACAUGUUCAUAUUAAAAUUAAAAUGAACCCAAGAUAAUAAACCCAAUUAUGAAAGUGUUGUUAUAGCAGAAACACUGCAAAAAUCAAUGUUAUGUAGUAUUGUCCCGGAGUAAUACAGUAGGAUAGAUAAUAAUCACUGCAGUAGAUGGAAAAAUAAGUAGAAAGUAGGCUAAUAUUAAAAAAUUCAGUAUAUGAAAUGAUAUUAAAAUGAAUCCCUGAUAAUAUACCAAAUUAUUUAAGUAUUGUUAUAGCAGAAACACUGUGAAAAUCAAUGUUAUGUACAAAUGUCCUGGAGUAAUACAGUAGGAUACACAAUACUCACUGUAGUAGAUGGAUAAAUAAGUAGAAAGUAGGUUCACAUUAAAGAAUACUGUAAAUGAAAUGAUAUUAAAAUGAAUCCCUGAUAAUAUGCCUAAUUAUUAAAGUGUUGUUAUAGCAGAAACUCUGUGAAAAUCAAUGUUAUGUACAAGUGUGCUGGAGUAAUACAGUAGGAUAAAUAAUAAUCGUUGUAGUAGAUGGAUAAAGAAGUAGAAUAUAGGCUCUACAAUAAUAUCACCCUACUAAAAUUUUAACACUCAGGUGAUGUGAGUUUGUCUUUCAGUGAUAUCAAGUGUAGGUUUUAGUUCAUGCAGUAAACUGUAAAGCAUUUUUAUGGCCACCACAUCAGUAAAUUGUGUUCUCACUGCGCCUGGAAGUCCCCAGUGAGCUGAGUUAACAAAAACACACUCAAACACAGCAAACACAUACAAAGGCAGCAAUGGCUUACUGUGAGAUUACUGCUGAAGCAGCAAGACAACAAAUGGCAACAAAUUAGAAAGCACCCGGCAAGAUUAGAGAAAGACAAAAUGAUUAAUUUAAACUCUUAACAUCAUCGACAGGAGGGAAACAAAGUGGAUUUAAAAGAUAAACACAUAAUUAUCCUGUUGUUUAUUAGCCCAGCUUUAAAUUUGCUUCCCUCAGCAAUUGCCAAGUUAAGGUCCUUACACACCGAGGCCGACACAAAUACAGAACGCAAAUUAUGAAAUAUUCAGAGGUGAAUUUUGACGGGCCUGACUAUACACAUCAAGUGCGAUGCAAUUUUGCUAGUGGGAAAACUUUUCCCAAGGAAAGUCCCGCCUCCUUUGCCUCUGAUUGGCUACAAAAGCUGGAAAUGUCAUUGCACGCUCAAGCCAAAUGGCCAGCACUUACAGCCAAUCAGAGGUGAUAAGAUAAGCACAUGAAACUAUGGUAACAACCGUUAGCUUACGUUAGCACAGAUGAAAGUUAAAACAAAGAUGUUCAAACUGUUAAAGCAAACAAACCAUCGUCAUAUGAGAAAUCCGACGCUAUGACUCUCCACAAGUUGUCCUUCGGGUCGUUAUCUUUGUAAUGUUUGGUUUUUUUUAAAUCAAAAAGCACUCUGUUCUCAGACAUGUAAACGAACAGCCGGUCCGCCAUGUUGGAUAUACCGGUGAAUCUGACGUCGCAACAACACGCAAUCUGACUGGUCAGAUGUGGACACACAGUAAAAAUCGACCGUGAUCUGAAAAAUAAAUGCCGCAAUAUCGCAGGAAGGGAAAACGUCACUGAUGUGAACUCUUGUAUUGACAGGAUACUGGUUUGAAAAAAGAUAUUGACGUCCGAAAUAAUCGCACAACUGUCCGGUGUAUAAGGACCUUAGGUCUUAAUUUCCCGUAGAACCAAAAAAAUACAACUUUAAGGUAUGCUAACAAUGCAUAAAUCUCACCUGAGCUCCGCCUGUCGAUGAGUUCUUCUUCUUCUUCAAUGGAGUUUAGUGGCUGUUGGCAAACCAACUUGAAGAUGCAUUACCGCCACCUACUGGACUGGAGUGUAGAACAGUAAUUUGGCAGACAAAAAAAAAAAAAAAAGAAAGAAAGAAAGAAAAGAAAAUGAGAUCCUCUCCAUUAGCCCUGUAUCUCUCAAAUAUGCAAUCAACUGCUUGAGCAUAAAUUCUGACUCUGCUCCUAGCAGGUUCCCCAUGUUGAGUGCUAUCCUGGCUCGCUUGUCGAUUAGUUCCUCUUCGUUGUAUAAAAGUUUAAAUUGUGAUAGGCUGUGUCCGAAAUGAAUCACUCAAUCCCUAACCCCCAUAUAGGGUGAUCAAGCUCACUACCUAGUCAGCUAUAUAGUGAAACCCCAUAUGGGGGUUAGGGGUUAGGGAUUGAGUGAUUCAUUUCAGACACAGCCAUAGUCACGUAUAUAGGGGUUAGGGAUCCAUUUCAAGACACAGCCAUCGACUCACUACUGCCCCCCUGCAGCUUGAGACGAAUGUUAUCCGGGUUUUUCCAUCAAUGGCCACAGGAGCCUCAUAAACAUUUCGACGCUUAAAACUCACAGUUUGACAGUUUACACCUAGGUGAGUAAACAGCGAAUGUGUUUCCAAACUUAGCUCGGUCAUAAGUCUGAAAGUUAAGGGUUAACUGGCUGGUUUGUUCUUAGGCCAAGCUAACUGUCGUAAACUUUUAAGAGCGGAAGCUGUCUCGAUAUUUACUUCUGGGUUUAUCCUCAAGCCAUCGCAGAAAAACUGUGUGUCCUGGAAAUUAUAAUUAACUAAACGUAAUAUUAACUUAAGAAUAAAAAUUUGAGCUGUAGAUAAAGUAAAAUUCAGACACAUCCGGACCAAAGGCUGGACUUGGCUGCCAUGGUAACGUGCCAGCAGGAUGUGCCAUGUUUACUGACAGGUGGCAGAAUAGCAACCUCCAGGUAACUUUAACUUAUAAAACUCACUCAAAGCCUGCAACAACCUCACUGUAAGCAACAAAACCAGCACAGAGAAUCAGAAUAGAUUAUUUAAAACAUGACAAAUGCACUUAAAGGGCCAGAACUGAGACCACAGUUGGUUGUAAUGGAUCACAAUUACAACAGACCCAUAAUUCAAAGUAUACUGGGGACAUCGGUAACUUAUACAUAAUUUUAGGAUGUAGUUUUCAGCAUUCACAACAAAUUGGGGGAAAAAAAAGGCAAUUUAUUGAAGUGCAGUUAAGUUUGACCUCAUAACCAAAACAGAUCAGCUACAUAUUAUGGAGCAAGAGUUUACAGUGGUAUGUAAGUGAUUUUGAGUUAAAAGAGCAUCACUUAUAAUAAAAUAGACUGUAUUCAUUUUAAAAGCAAUAAGAAAACGUUUAGGCAGUUAGGAGAAACACAAAGUUAUAGAGUCACCCUCCUCCCAAACCUUCCAAAGUAAUUGUAAGUAGAUAUGACGAAUUAGUUGGAUUAAACUGAUUAAUUGCACCAGUGACAAAAGGAGAUACUGUGAGUUUUUUUAUAAAUCACAGCGAUAGUAAUGUCGCAUGUCUUUUGUACAUUCUGAUGAAUAUAUGUCCUGCAAUGGCUCAUUCUCACUUAGUUGGACAAGCAUUUAGGGUUAUGUGUCAACUGUAAAGUCCUGCAUACAUUAAUUGCAGCUAUUAGGAUUAAGUUUAUGUAGAACAAAACCUCAUUAACAUCUUGCUCUUAAAGAGAUUAGGCUUGAAGAUGAGGAUAACUGUUGUCGCCUUUUAUGUAUGUGUGUCUGAAUGUGGGAAAGGAGAUGAGAGGAUUCAAUUAACUCUGAUUGUGACACAGAAAAAUGGCAGCAGGGGUCCCCACUGCACAUCUGUUGUUACACAGUCAGCGUGAUAGUUCAGCUCUUCCAUGUGUUUGAUUGCUUGUUUUCAAGUCAUGGAAGAAAAAUAUUGUCGGGUUUGUGGCGCACUACUUACAGACGAAACAACCCACCAUCCAAGAGUUUUUAGCGGUGCCGUGAUUGAAUAUUUCAACAAAACUGAAACUAUCAGAUUAAACCCAUUAGACUGGAAUAAUUCUCAUCUUCUACGCAGCACACAACCACUACCUGACUUUUACUCUGGCGCCACCUUGUGGUCAUCAAAUAUAGGAAAAUAUUCAGCAAAUUUUGGAACAAUUAACAUGCUCCAUAAUUAUUCCCACUUAGAAAAAAAGCUGUGCUAACCACAAGACAAGUCUUUGAAUAUGAUAAGGGUCAGUGACAAAUUAGGGUUUGCAUCAUGAGUAAUUCAAAAAUGUUCUAAUAAAUUGUUUUAAAAGUUUGCAUUAGGUUUGCAAAGAUGUAUAUUUUGUAUUUCUGUUAGUUUCAUAUAAUUGAAAUAGCAUUUAAACCUUUUUUACAAAAUGAAUGAUGGAUUUCCCUCGAAAAUGUCAAGAGGUGUAACCACAACAAAAGGGGAAAUAUUUAAUACUUAUUUCCACCUAUAGUGUGUGCAAGUGUACAUAUAAAAAAGUUAUUUAGUCAUAAUAUAUCUAUAUAUUUUGUUAGGAUUUUCUGUUUUAAAUUGGAUGCAUUUUUGCAAUAUAUAGCAGGAGAAAUGCUGAAAACUUUGGCCAAAAUUUUUUUUCCUUUUUUGAACAAGUUGAAAUAUUUGGUACUGUGUUUUUAUGGUUACACCACAUUGACAUUUUCCCCAUUAUUCCCCAAAUAUUCUCUCAAAAUGGAUAAAAUCCAGAAAAACAAAAAACAAAAACUGUGUCACGUCAUUGACCCAAAAACAAAAUACCUGUUUAAAAUCAGCAUAAGCUCAGAAUUGAGUUAAAACUCUGCUCUUAAAAUGAAACUCUACACACACUAUUUUGUCUUAAUUGUGAGUCAGUGUUAAAUUUAAGGGAUGAAAUAGAAGUUUAACCACAAAAAAAAUAACCAGGUGAGCAGUUUUGUUUUCAAAGGUCUAUUGUAAUGAAAAGCUAAAUUCCAAAUUUUAUUACCAACACUUAAAUUGAGGUAUUUUUGUUUUUAAUUCCAUUACGCAGGGCUUUCAAAAAAUUUAAAUUACUGCAAGUUAAAUAUUGAUUAAUUUAAUUUAUAAUCAUUUAUUACGCGAUUAAUGUUAAAACAGAUUUUAAAGUAAAAUAUAAAUAGACUAUUACCAUAAAAUGAUCAUCAUAAUACUCCAGUUGAAACAAGAUAGCGUGACCAUGUCUUUGAGACAUGCAUACUAUGUCUGAAGCUGUCUUAAGAUGUGGAUGUCUAAAGACAAAGCAAAUGUGUCUUAAGAUGUCUUCAAGACACAAAAAUAUGACAGGGUGAAUCCUAUUUUCUGCUCUGGGAUGUCUAAAGACAUGGGUGACGUCUUCAAACUUUUGUCUUAAGAUGUCUUAAGACGUCUUGAGACACUUUGAUGGCUGAGUAUGAACAUAAAAAACAUAUAAUUCUUCAUACUUUCUGAGAACAUUUACACUUUUAGUUUUCUAUCUUUGGGUAAAAUGUCUUUACAGGGUCUUUUAGGGUUUGAGUUUGAGUGGAAUAGUCACUACAAGUGUGUUGAACCAGAGUUCUGGUGGUGAGUAGCAGUAUUAGGAAGGAAGUCUGUCCUGAAAUGAGACUCCAGUGAAUCUGGACAGAGUCAAAAAUAUGACAAGGACAUGACAGAGAUUUCACAGAGACAAAAUGUUUCCUCUGUAGUCAGCCAUAAAGUCUCUUAAAAUGUUUAAAUGUUUGUCUUUGGGCGAUUAUAUCUAAAUAUAACUACAGUUUACUUGUCUAUUUUGAGAUAUGAUUAUUGUUAAAAGCAGUAGUUGACAAAGAAGAGAAAUGUUGUCCCCUUUAAUGAGAUGUCCAGAUUAUUAUGGGUUGGAGGUUAUUAGGAGGUUAUUGAGAUUGUAACAUUGACUAUUGGAAGGGAAGAUUAAAUGAACACCUUGGCUCUCAUUGCCAACAUACACUCACCUUUCCCUUAAUGUAUCUGUUAUUUGAUUAUUUGGUACCCUCUAGUGGUUGACAACCAGAAUUACUGCUGGUGAAUGACAGCUGAUGAUCUCUAAAAUACUCCAAUGAUUGGUUGCUGGCUGCCUGCCCGGGCUAUUGGCCUAGGAACCUUUGCCAAAACGCACCUGCUGCCAUCUUUGUGGUCUGCUAUUUCAAGCCAAAGCUACAAAGCUAUUUCAGGAGGAGUGUGUUUGUUCAGAGCUGAACAGUCCAGCUGAAACAAAAGAGAAAUAAAAGGUAGAAGUAGAAGGAAGGAGAAACACAGGCUCACACCGACCCAGACCAAUACUUCCAUCUGCUUUAUCAGAUACAGUCAUUUCCUGAUCAGAGGGAACUGUAAUACAGUGGUCAUGACAACCACAUGGACAGAAACUACAAUAACACUGUCUCUCUGCUCAUAGAUAUUUGUAAAGCUAAUUCCUAUCAGAGAUAAUUGAGAUUAAUCUGUUGCCAGCGCCACUUCUCAAACAGCUGAAUGUGCAUUUUCUGCAGCAGCAGCAGAGGCAUCAUCAUCAUCCUGCUUCUCUGCCUUCUGCAGCUUUUACAGCCUCCUGCCCUGCAGUAUAAAGACUCUCUGUAAUCUGUAAUAAUGUCUGUAUCAUCUCUGGACGCGGCUGUGUUUGAGUUGGCUGCUUCACAGGAAGCACAACAGUGUAAUGGGCUGAUAAUAGAUGGUUACGUGAGGCUGUGUAGAGACUGUGUGUAAUCCUGGACCGACAGCUUGUGUCUGAUGUGGUUACUGUCUAAAGUGUGUAGUGUAUUUGAUCAUUGAUGAUAGCCUAUAGAGCUUUAGAUGGAUGUAGUUUAGAACCAUUAAGGCUGUGUUUUUAUAUGUCUGUGUGCAUGGAGUGUGAGUUUAUUUAAAACUACCUCCUUAUUUUUAAUAUUGGAAACUACUAACUAUAGUUUUUGGUAUAUCAAAGACACUGCAGAGACCUCCUGGUUGUUAUGAUAGGGUUAGGUCUCUGUCAAACACUCAAAAAUGAUGCACUUUGUGUCAAACAGAAUCUAAAUAUCCCUAAAAUACCUCCAAGUUUUAGCUACUCUUUACUCUACACAACUUAAUUGAAAUGUGUUUCACAUUUUGUGCAUGCACUCAUGUAUAUUUCUAAAUACCUUAGAGAGUUAUCCUUCAAAGAAAACAAAACAAAACACUAUGUUUUGCAGAAUAAGCAUUCAUGGUUUCAGACCACACUGUUUAAGCAAAGCAGCAUUUGAAUAAAUCUAGAAGCUAAGACCAUAAACACUUGAUUGCUUUCAUGUCAAGUCCUAAAUCAUGACAUUCAUGAGAGAAUAGCCUUAAAUUGUAAAUAUGGACUUCAAAUGUGAUUAAUCAGUGAUUGAACUUUGGACAUCCUGUGAAUAGUUACCAUUAAAAUCAAAGUUUGGAAGCUCUAUUUCAAAGUUGAGACUUCAGACUUCAAGCUUGCCCUUCUUUGACAGUUUCAGACUGUUUUGAUUGUCAUUUUAAAUUCAUAUGAAUUUACAAUAAGGUACCGCUUUAAUGGUACAGGUCUGAAAAGAGUGAUUGAUGAAUUAACAACAAAUUAGUCAAUCAGCAGGAAUAAGAUCAGAAAAAGAAAUUAACCCUUCAGUUUUGUAUUAAACUGAUGUUUCUUCUUUAAUAUUAUUUAGAGCUGAAGUUGGAUGAAGUCGUAGUAUUUGAGUGUGGAGAGUACAGUUCCAACCAUGUAUAUGUAUUUAAUGAUGACAAUAAUCCUUAUUUUAGCUUUCACCUUCAUUCCACCACCUUAUCUGAGUGAAAUUUAAUGAGCAGUUAUUAUAUAUUAUAGAAUAUUGAGUGGAUGUAUUGAUGAUCAAACUUUCCUAAACAACAAUAUCUGACUUUGCUUCUAUUUUAAGGCUCUUGGUCUCACAGAAACAUUGACAGUGGAUUAGAUUCGAUCACUGGGGGAGUCCCUGGCCUUUUAGAAAUGUGUUUGUUGGUCAUUUGUGAACUUAUUUCAGGUCAGGUGAAAUGUGGAGGUCGGUGUAAACUGUGAGCAUGAAGUUUGAAAAAGAAGUCUGGCAGCUCUAUUUCAAAGUUGAGACUUCGGGCUUCGAGCUUGCCCUUUUUUGACUGUCUCAGACUGUUUGAUUGUUAUUUUAUGAGAGUGAAUAAUGAUGUAGCAAGAAUUAGUCAAUCAGCAGGAAUAAAAUCAGAACCUCAUAUAAAAGAAAUUAAUCCUUCAAUCUUUAUUUGAUGCUCUAAAGCUGUGUUGAACAAACUGCUGUUUCUUUUUGAAUAUUAUGUAGAGCUGAAGUUGGUUAAAGUAGUGUUUGAGUGUGGACAGUACAGUUACAAUCAUGUUAAAUGUAUUUAAUGAUAAUAAUAAUCCUUAUUUUAGCUAAGUGGAUUGAGUGGAUCUAUUGAUGAUUAAACUGAACAACAAUAUUUGACUUUGCUUCUAUUUUAAGGCUCUUGGUCUUACAGAAACAGAUCCGGUCCUGCACUAGGGGAGUCCCUGGCCGUUUAGUAUUGUGUUCGUUGUUGUUUUAUCUUCAUUGGUGAACUUAUCUCAGGUCAGGUGAAAUGUGGAGGUCAGUGUAAACUGUGAGCACGUGUCUGCCCCCUCACAGCUAAUCUUCCUUGGGACACACUGACAGUUCUGUUUCUACAAAUACAUGUAUAAACACGCUGCCUCCCGGAUGGCUCCUUGGAUUUGGCCGGCCGGCCGGCUUGCUGGCUCCCUCCCUCUCUUAUUGUGCCAGAUCAGCGGGGCCUUGAGAUGAAUCAUUAAUGACCGCUUUCCAAAGCCUUAAUGGCCUCUAAUGUUCUGUAACGAUCUCUCGUCAACGCCAUGUGCGCUGCCUUAAUGGAUCCGGUACCGUGGAGAAUUGUCUGCUUUGAACUUCGGUAAUUCCUCCCCUUUUCGUCGGGCAGCGUACAACAGGAAGUGCGAAAAAAAAGUCAGGAGUACACAGCUAUAGGAGCUCCACAGACGCAGCAUGACUUUCCCUCUCCGCAGAUCCACCUCAGGUAGGACCCGAGAGGAAUGAGUCAAGAUUCAUAUUUAAUCCAGGGUUUAGUAAUCCUGCUAAAUCAAAGUCUUUUAACUUAGUUGUGUGGCUAAAAGCUCAUCCCUGUGCAUGACAGACUGACUUUAAGGUCAACAGGCGGUCUUGAAUUCUCCAGUUUGGACCUUUCUUUAUCGUGGUCUGUGUGCUUUUGAGGUUCUUUAUACAGUAGGAUACAUUUCAGACUAAAAAGAUGUAAAAUUGUCAUAUUUUCAUUUGUUUUAAAAGUAUGUUCAGACUCUACAAAGUCAGAAAAAGUUGAGUGUUUUUGAAAGGAUGCAAACUUGAAGCGCUGUCCGUGGUGCUGAAUACAGCGACGGGCGCGCCCUGCAUGCUGCAGAGAGAGGCUGCUCCACUCCAGCUGCUGAACUUCUAACCUGUCUGUUUUUAAAACUUUUAUUCGCACUCAGUCAUAAAUGAUUAGUCUUUUAUUUUGCAUUUAAAAAUAGUGUCACAACCUGUAUGGCUUUGAGUAAUUUAUCUUUAACCCUUCUGCAGUAUUGGUGACAAAAACGUCCAGGGUCAGUUUUUCCCUUAAUUUGACCAUAACUUUCACUGUAUUUUGGCAAAUAGCAUGAUUUUCACUGACAAACAUUAUUUUUGCAGAUAAUUUGAAAACAGGAUUUCAAAUUUUUCAAAAGAUGACACUGUUGGCAAAUUUACUACCUUUUAGCAGUAUUAGUGGCUGUUUUCGGCCACUAACUUUGACCGCUUAUAUCAGAUAAAUUUUUUUUUUUUCAAAUUUUUUGCAUAAAUCUUUUAAUCAACCUCAAUCUUGAUCAAAACUAGUAAAUAUUUUUUUUAAAAAUCCAAAAUUUUAACCCUUUGAAUGCCAAUUAAAAAAUAAAGUCACUGAUGCGGGAAAAACUACACACAAAAUCACAAAAUGAGCUAUUUUCAAUAUAAAAAGUAAUUGGACAAAGAGAAUUUUUUCAUGUUAUCACAGUCUUGGACAUGUCUUAGAUUAGUAACAUCAAUGACUUUUAUGCAUAUUUAGUUUUCGUGCAGCGACAGAUUUUCAAAAAAACUUCCUUUUAUGGUAUUAGUGGCUGUUUUUGCACCAUUGACUCCCACUAUAACCACGUUUUGAAUGCAGAGACAUGGCACUAUAUAAAUAUAAUUUUUACAGUCAGGGUGAUCAACCGUAUUCAGAAGGGAUCAAAUUAGGUAAUUUUACUGUUGAUCACCUGGUUCUCCCAUUUAUCCAUUACAUAGGCCUGUUGUAUUACUAGCCUAGUUUCUGUAUCUGUAUCAUGGAAUUUAGUAUUUAGUAGUUUUGAUCAGGACUGAAGCUGCUUAACAGAUUUAUGCAAAAAAAGUAGAAAGAAAUAUUGAUCUGAAAACAGCCACAAAUACCGCUAAAGGAAGUUUUUUAUUAACGCUGUAUGAGGGUUAAAGUGUUUCAAGGACUAAUGGGAUCUAGAGAUUUUCAUAAACCAAAUCUUUGGAUCUUUGCAGAACUUAAAAAAGGGGGGAACUCUUUGGGAACCUAGUAAAUAAUUGAAUAUGCUCAACACAAGUUAACACCAGUGCCUUCAGAGACCUUGUAUCAAAAGUCCCAAAGCUCCCUGCACUCUCUGACUAAUCCUUUCAAAGCAAAGCUCCAUGUCAGCCUGCGGGGCGAGCUCUCACAUCCUCUCUGCACCCAAAAUAAGAUUAACUGAUUUGUCUUUUAAGUGUUUAGUGCGACCAAGAUGUCCCAAAAAUUGUGCGUCAAUUUCACGUUUUUUGAGAUGUAUCACUGUGUACCCUGCUGAUGUUCAUGGUCAGUAUCUACUGCGGUUUUGCUGCAAGUGUGAAACUCUGUUAUGAAUAAAGCUGCAUGACUCUACUCCAGCUGGCACUUAUGGUCAGACUGAUACACACAAACACAAACACACACACACUUAUACAGAGGGCUCUCUGUGGUAAAUGUACUAUAGUAUUCACUAUCAGGAUCGACUCUCUUCUUCCACCGCUAUCACGCUCAAAUGCCACUGCCUGUGGGGGGCGCUGAGAUCUGAAACCAAACCUGAGACAAGUUUUCAACCACUAAAAAAAUAGCAUCUGAUUCCUGAUACUGUGGCUUAGGGCCGCACAGUUUUCGCCAAAAAUAAAAUCCUGAUUUUUUUCUCUGAAAACUCGAUUUUAGAUUUUGAUUUUUAAUUGACAACUUCACCAAAAGUUUUUCUAUCAUCUCUCAAAAUGAAACCACUGAAAACGAUGUAGUGAUUAUGCCAAGCCAGUAAGUAUGCAUAAGUAAGCAUGCAUAUAAAGGUUGUUUUGGCUGGACACACGCAGGCGUUACGCUAUGUGCGACAUAAUCGUUUCGAGAGAUGCAGAUAGACAUUCACACGGAGAUGAAAUGGUACUCGUUUACAUAUCUAUACACUUUCUGACCCGUUUUCAAAAAGUUAGGGUGACCAUAUUCUGACUUCCCAAAAAGGGGACACGACUCCACGGGGGCGGAGUCACAGGGUCCCACGAAUUUAAUUUUGAGAGUUUAUGGGGUCGGAUCAAGUGUCUUUUACGCGCUUUAACUUAGUAAGUCCAUGUGGCACAAAAUCGAAACUUGUGUACAAAACCGCGGACAUUUGAAGGAUUUUAUAAACUUCCCCUGACAUAGCUGAACAGCCACCAAGAAAAGAGGACAUGUCCGGGUAAAAAAGACGUAUGGUCACCCUAAAAAGUACCUUUUAUAGUCACGAAACGCCAUUUCUGUGUGGAUGAAACGCCAAUACGACGACGGGUUGAUACCGUCUUCAGACAGACUCUUCAGCAGGGAGUGGUUUGCUCUUCAUCUGAAACUGUGAAGCCGUACCAAUUCAACAAGACUGACUUGCUCUUGCUCUAUUUAGCCACAAAAUUAUCACCUUUUUUUGCGACGCCAUGUUUGUUUACACUGGUGUGUGUGGGAACUGGGGAGCGCUCCCGCAAUAAGGGGUAGCCUACGGUGGCCUGUAGGCACGAGAUAUAAUAGGGAGGAAAAUUGAUUUGAGGAUUUUCGUCAAAAUUCGUCAAAGUCAAAUAAUCUGAUUAUGAUUUAAAAUUGGUCAAUCGUGCAGCCCUACUGUGACUUUUGUUGUUUUUAUUGAUAUCACACAUUUGUUCCCGUUAAGUCAUAUUUAUGAGAUUUUAAAUGGCUACUGUCCGUUUUAAAAAAGGGAUUACAGUAUUAGAGGAGUUGUUUUGGAGUCACCAAAGUAACAAACCUUUCCUCUGUGCUUCUGCUUAUUAUUGAUUUAUUUAUUGAUUCAUUCAUUUACUCAUUUUCUUUUUGGGUCUUUCAAUCCAUUCACUUGUUGAUUUGCUUGUUUUCUGCAACACUGAGUUUCUUAUUGAUUGUUGAUUUAUAGUAUGUGCACUUUCAUAAGAUUCAGUUUUCCCCACUCUGACGUUUUCUGUCCUCAUUUUUGUGUUUUGGUGCUUUUAGGGACGUGUGGUUCGGCUUUAAAAGCGAGGGUGUCAUAAAUGAAAGAUGAAGGACAGGACCGAGCUUUCAGUCAUUUUUUUUAUCCCCAUGCUUUUACACAUGUUUGCUCUCAUAUUUCGAUGUUCAGAUGGCAUCAUGGAUUAGUUAUGAAAUCCUCCGUGGCAUGAAGUGUUCCUGUGAAUUCACAGUCUGUGGGUUGAGCCGCGCAGUCACACCUUUACUAUAUUUGUCGGUAUAUUUACACAGGGCUUACCUAUCCAGAAGGCUGUGGGUGUCACUCCAGGUCCUUCAUGCCAAGGUCUUCUCUCUCCUCACUGACCAGGUCCUGACCCCGGCUUCUCUCCACAGUCCAUCACUUUCCCCUCCACCUUCUGUCUUAUUUCCACAGCACACUAAGUUCACCUCCGCUUCAGUCCUCUAAUUUACUGCUCCACACAUCCUCCUCCUCCUCUUCUCCUUCACCAUCGAUUUUCACUCUCUUUUCCGCUGUGGAGCAGCACAUGGCAGCUGUGCCUGCUGUUGGGCGCCUGGCGCUCACAGGUCGACCUCUGCUGUGAGUCUUAGUCCACCUCCUCUUCGUCUUCCCUGUUUGGAGUUGCAGUUGCCAUGCGCCAUUGCAGCUGUGUCUCUCACUGACAGCUGUGCAUGUGCUCCCCCUGUUGACAUGCAUGACUAUGUGUGUGUGUGUGUGUGUGUCUAAGUGCAAAAGAACAUCGAGGAACCGCCACGACUCAUACAUGCUGAAGUGCCGCUCCGUUUUUCACCUCCUCCUCCUCCUCCUCCUCUCGCGCUGCAGCCUGUCAGCAGGAGUGAACCUCUGCACCAAAAUAAGACGAGAGCCCCUCCUCCCUCUCUUCCUCCAAUUUCUCUCCCUCUCUUCACACACACUCACAUCUCCUCCUCACUUCAUUCUUCUCUCCUGAUUUCACAUUUUGUCCUUUUUUUAUUUCCCCCUCCAUAAAUCCUGUCAUAAAUCCUUAUUUCUUCUUCACUCUUCCUCUCAUACACAACCUUUUUUUUCUUUUUAUCUCAUUUACCUCUCUUUCCCUUUUCUUCUUCCCUCCUUCAUUCAUCACUCACUUUUGCCAAUCCAUUUGUAGGUUGUAUAUUCUCUCUCUCUCUCUCUCUCUCUCUCUCCUCACACACACACACACACACACACACACACACACACACACAGAGGCACACUCAAUAUCUCAUUUUCUCCCCCCCAUCCCAUCCACCUCCCCCUCUUUCCAUUAUUCCUCCUCUCAUUCAUUCUGGCCUCCUCCUCUUACAUUUUCACUCUUUAUUUCUCUCUCUUCUCCUCCUAUAUCACCCCCCACCUCUCUCUCUCUCGCUCUCUCUCUCUCUCUCUCUCUCCAUCUGUCAAUCUCCCAUCACUUUUGUCUGACAUGUAAAUAUCAUGCCACGUGGGGCUCAGGGUUACAGGUGCCCUCUGAGGAAGAACCAGCAGGUUCACCCCCUAACACCCAAAAUUUUACCCACAAACACACAAAACACAUCCACUUAUAUAUAUACACACACACACACACACACACACACCCUCUCUCUCUCCUCCUCCUCCUCCUCUUCCUCCUCCUUCCUCGGGGCGGGCAGGGAGGGCUGCAGCAGUUUUAUGAACGGCACGGCUGCAUCAUGAUCCCUCUCCUCCCUCUGAACCGGCCCCGAGCUGUUUCAUUGACAAACAAUCCGGUUGCUGCAUUUGUGUCACGGAGCGCAUCGAGCGGCGGAGCGGCACCGUGGGGAGCGGUGCAGAGCGGCAGCGGCAGCGGCAGCAGCAGCAGCAGCAGCUGCAUUGAGGAGCAGCAACAACAAGCCCCGGUGUCGUUCAGAGCAGCGUCUCUAAGCUGUUGAUUCGCCGCUUGGACCCGGGACUAGAUCCUUCCGCAGCCCGCUCUUCUCUCCCGGGACAGCCUGAAGAAUCACCUGAGGGGGGGAAGCAGACAGCUUUUGCCACUCAGACCUCUUUGAGGAGGGGGGGACAUGAGGCGGCGCCGUUAGGGCUCACACUCUGGCACAUCAGCGGAUUUGUUUAACGACUUCCAUGAAGCGCCUGGACGCACCGAUCAUGGAGAAUUCUGGACGCUUUUUACAUUCACGGAUACCUACGAGACUGCAGACUGUGUGAUGCGAACUGAGCCGUGGGUGGCGUAGACCCCCACCCCGUUACCCCUUUGCGCCUUAACCGCGAACCCUCUCCCCUCCAACCGGGACGCACAGCCUUGUUUCGCUCCACCGGGGGAACAUGUCUCGGGCAGCGGCGAUCGCCAGCUCCCUGAUCCGCCAGAAGCGGCAGGCGAGGGAGCGCGAGAAGGCAAACGCGUGCCGCGGCGGCGGCAGCCCGAGCAACAGCAAAGGCACCAACGAGAAGCCGAGCAAGCUGAACGUGUUCUCGCGCGUCAAAUUGUUUGGAUCGAGGAAAAAACGGAAGAGAAGGCGACCACCAGGUCUGAGAGUGGAGGGAGAGCGUCUGCAACCCAAACCUCAACCAUCUUCACCACCACCACCAUCACCUCUGCCACCAGCAGCACCAUCACCUCCAUCACCUCCACCAACCAACACCAUUUUCUCUCAUCACUCUCUCAGCCUGUGCUCCCCUCCAUCACUCCAUCACUCCAUCACCCUCUCCUGUUGCAUGACUCCAAACAUCACAUGUAGAGAACUUUAGAGAGGCCUGCAGCACACAGACAGUCUUGGCGCAUCUGUAGUUGAUGGAGAUCUCAGAAUAUCAAGAUCCUCAUUCAGUCAGACCAGAGCUCCCAUCAUGCUGCACCUGUCAGUUAUUGUGCACCACAGUGUAGCCUAGUACAGGGUCAGGGACCGGUUCUGGGCCCAGUACAGGCCCUGUGACUGAAACACAAACAGCUUAUCCUCUUCCGAUACUUCCGGCUUCUUGCAGAGACCGCUGGAUUUAGUUCAUGAGAGAUCACAUGACUGUUUAAAGAGAUGAAUACAGUCAAUGUUUCUUUUCUGCUCUCCUUCUCCUCCUCUCAGAGCCCCAGUUGAAGGGCAUUGUGACCAGGCUCUCCAGUCGACAGGGCUUUCAGCUGCAGAUGCAGCCUGACGGCACCAUCGAUGGAACCAAGGAUGAAGACAGCACGUACGGUGAGUCCAUCUCUGACCGAACAGAGGCCUCAUAAGAGCUGGCAUUUCUGCAGAUUCUGGUCUUUUGCUGAAACUGAAGGUGAUAAACCAUCUUCUCACUUUAAAGACUUAUUGAUAGAUUUUUAUUGCCUAAUAAAAUCAUCAGAAAAUGUGACACAAGGUUACCCAGAGGUCUAGAUAACAUCCCGUGUUUGUUGUUCCAUUUAAAGAUUUUGUAUUUUUCACCUUAACAUGAAAAGAAGAGCCCAGAUUUGGCGUAUUUUGGAAAAAGGAAGCAGCAAAAUAUCAUGAGUGCAUCUAGAUCCUCUUUCUCUACAUCUGUAAAAUCUUCUUCAAAAAGCUGAAUCUACUCAGACUGCAAAGAAGAGAGGGGGAUAUUGCAAUGUUGGGAACAAAAGUAUAUACAGAUUUAAAAAUGCAUGCAAAGUGUUUUCUUUGUACAGGAAAUGAAUUAGAAAUGAGAGAAAUUCAAGAAGACAAACAUCCAGCUGCACAGUAGGGACAGAAACAAAUCUUCCAGUUUCACCUCAAGCUACAGCAGAUCGUCGCCACAUAUGGAAGGCUCCGUAUCAAGCCGAGUGUAAUUUACUUCAAUUCCCAUUUGGCCACUUACCAGAUAUCAUCCAAAACCAAUUCAAAUCCAAUUACGUGAUAAACUUCACCUUGCGGACAUCUGUCUGAUGUGGGCUUUAACUCAGACGUUCAGUCGACAACGCGUCAAGUGUUCAUUUAAUUAGUAAAACGGGUGCAAGCUUUCCUCCAAAGGUCAGAUAGCAAUCUAUCUGUGUUAAAUGUUCCCUUGUUAAAGGAAUCAAUAGAAGAUCCACAGGAUGCUCAAUGAAACCUUCAAAUCAGUGACCUCUUGAAAGAUACGAGGUUGUGCUAAUCCAAUGGAAACUCUUCCUCCCCCUGUUGUAUUUCAUUCUCCCUCUCUUACUCACAAACACACACAGGCUAGGAUUUAAGAUUGAUACUGCUAAUUCACUUUUGCUGUCGGGGUUCAGACGGCAAUCACUCUCCUCCUCCUCGUGCACAGUUGGUGUUUCCAGCAUCGUUCAUUAAUCUCUGCCACUUCUCGGGCCACCAACUGUCGCCGCUCGGAAAGAGAAAACAGCGGAAACAAAAGCAGUGUGCUCUUUAAUUAGAUAAUUACAUGGUGUAAACAACAUGUUAACGCCCACACCGCCAUAAAAACAAGUCGACCAUAACUGGAUUUGAAUGGAUAAUCCAUGUAAUCCAACUAUCAAUAAAAACCACAGCCAUCAUAAAAUCAUGGUUGGCUAAAUAAAUAUAAUUAAACAAGGCAGUGAGUCAUCAAACUGUCAAGAUUCAUUACGUGGCUGUCACAGAGCUUUCACUGGGAAACACAUAAAUCUCUUCUUCUCUGGCGCUGGCUGAUAGCUGACCUCUGGGUGAAGUAAAAAGCAGAAAAAUACGAUCAAUAGAUUCAUCAAUGUUGUGAUGUUUAUGUCCUGCAGCUUUGAAUGCAGAGUGGAUCCUUUAUUUGUUCAUUACAUUCCUGGAAAAACCUUCAAAUUAAUCAAUGAGGUUUUCAAACCCUUGGGCUGUAGUCUGAUCACAUGUAAAUAUCCGAGCACACCUCUCCUGUGUGAUGGUUAUUUCUAUACAUUAGCUGACUAUACCGACCACAGCUAAUGGUCAGGGUGUCGAAAGGCGUCUCAUUUCCAUUAAUUCACAUUUAUGGAGUCUGUUUGUAAUCGAUGGCAAUCACACACAGAGCUGAAACCACCAACCUUGUGAUCGUUGUGUGGUCUAGUUGUGUGCAAGUUUACCUCGAUACAGCCUACGUACAACUAUAUCUCAACUUUGUGGGUUGGAAUACUGCGAGAUGCCAUCUGUCACCCAUGUUUGUUUACAUUCAGGUAGUAGAGUGUUUCAGUGCCAUAGCAGAAGCUGUUAACCUGAACUACAGCCUUGAACCGCACUUUGGAUCGAGACUAUGACGAGUGUUUCAGUCCUGCAGUGAUAAAGCUGAUUAUUUAUUACCAUUUAGAGAGCUGCAGCGGUAACAGUAUCUGGUGCUUACUUGCAAGGACGUCGAUAUUCAAUUCAAUUGAUUUAAAGGGAUAUUCCAGCGUAAAUUUAAGUUAGGGUCAAACACACUGUAACCCGAGUUAGACACCUCCUUAAGAGAUGAAUGUUGCCGACCGCUUGCUUUUCUAGUUAUACCAACUUCAGUAACGACCGCAUGAUAGCAAAACACAGCGGUCUACGUCUCCACGCACAAACCUCAACCAAAACGCCACUGUAUAGUCACAAAUAAUGCUCAGAACAGCACCUAACUUCAUCAGUAGUACAUAUAGGGUCCUAGCCAUAGUAUUAGCCAUCAAACAUCUGUUUCUUUAGCAAAGAGACGAAUCACAACUCACCCACUCUCCUCCAGCAGCUUCUUGUUUGUGGGGGAGCCCUGACAACUUGAUCACCGAGUGCAGCGGAGUUUCGCAGCUCAAGGAAGAACAUUUAUGAUUAUUUCUUAAUGGAAAUGCGACCAGACUGAGACGCUAAGGCAGAAGAAAUACGUCGUCUGCAGUGUACAUACCAAGAUACACAAGAACUCUGAUUGCAUUUUCAUGAAGUAAUAAUAAUAUUUUUUCCGCUUCACUCGUUGAUCGACUCAUCAGGGCUCAUCAGAAACCAGCCAAAGCUAAACAGAUGUUUGGUGGCUAGAAUUAUGGCUGGGACCCUAUAUUUACUGUUGAUGAAGUUAGGUGCAUUAUUUGUGGUUAUAGAGUGACGUUUUGGUUCAGGUUUUCACAUGGAGACGUAGACCGCUGUGUAUUGCUAUUGUGCGGUCAUUACUGAAGUUGGUAUAACUCGAGAAGCAAGCGGUCGGCAACAUUCAUCUGGGGGGUGUCUAACUCGGUGUUAUGGUGUGUCUGACUAUCACUUAAAUUUACACAGGAAAAUCCCUAAAAUGCACGCAUCCCUGGAUGAUAGCAGCAGGAGUUUUAAGUUUGAGUAGAUUUUGGCGGCCCUUGAGAAAAAGCUCUCGCUCUUGCUUUCUUACUGAUUUUGUCGUGGCGGUCGAUUGUGUCGGUCUUUGCCUUGGAAAAUUUAAAACAGAAGACUGUUUCUGCAGCAAGCUGUUUAUCACUCCAUCUAACACCUACCCCACGUCAGUGGUUUAAAAAUAACUCUAAAGAAAUAGUACAUUUUGAUACUGAUGGUCCUGUUUGCUCUCGUAAGUCAUGUAGGGGCCAUCAAUAUUAAUUUCCGUCUGUUUCAUAACCAGCUAAACGACUCCUCACAGGAACUUUAAGCUCGUCACACUGACAGUUUUGCAGCAUGUUACCCAAGCCCGCUCAUGCAGGAUUUGUCAACACUUCUUUGUCUACAAACAGAAACCAGAAGGCCUGAAAAACCAGCAUUUUGUCUCUUGUUUACAGAUUCAGCCUCAUAUGCAGAAAUGUGUUUACAAAGCUUUUAUUCUUUGUAAUCUAAGAGCUCUAAACCUGAACAGUUGAACACGAUUUAACUAGCUUAUGUCCCUGAACCAAACUGUAAAAUUAUAAAUAGCUCUUGUUAAAGCACCUUAUAUAUUACAGAGUCAAUAAGCCCAUAAAAUGUCGCCCCUAUACUAUCAACCAUUCCUAAUGUCUACCCUAAAGCCAAAGCACUGAACCCUCAUGGAGUUUAAUGGUGUCAGGAAUGGAGAGAGCAUGAGAGAGCUUGAGGUGGUGUAAAAAUGAGGAAUGGGACACACUGUCAUGACACCAUAUGUUACCUGGAAACAAGAUUUGUUAUUGUAUAGACCAGAUAAAUGUCAAUUUCAAGCAUGUAUGGCGUCCUACAGUUACUCUCCAAGCAAAUCAAUGAAUUCAUGUUAAUCAAUUUCAUCUGAAAACUUAUAAAUGAACUUAUUUCAUGCUUGCUUUGUGGGAUUUUUUUUUAACAUCAUACAAUACUGCUUCAAUGUGCAAACAUUAAUAAUAGUAGUAAUAUAGCAUUUGGACGAGCCCAAUCACAUACAUGCUUGCCUUAAAGUCUGGGAGUUUAAGAUUGGACUUUUAUAUUUAAACGCAGGAUGAAUUUGUUUAAUAAUUCACUCAAUAAAUCAAUCUAUAUCAAAACAGCAUCAAAUCAUUACUAGAACGUCACGGAUCAGAACUAAUUGAACAAUUUGUUUUCAGAGACCCGGCCGACUGGUUCCUUCUCUAGUUAUACCAACUUUAAGUAAGAUAGCAAUACAUAGUGGUCUACGUCUCCAUGUGCAAACCUCAACCAAAAAGCCGCUCUAUAGCCACAAAUAAUGCUCAGAACAGCACCUAACUUCAUCAACAGCACAUAUAGGGUCCCAGCCAUAGUACUAACCACCAAACAUCUGUUUAGCUUUGCCUCGUUUCUUUAGCAAAGAGACUAAACACAACAUCACCGAGUGCAGUGGAGUUUCGCAGCUCCAGUAAGAAUAUUUAUGAUCAUUACUUCAUCAUUUCCUUGAAGUAACAAUCAUCAUAACAAUCAUUUUGCACUGUUUAAGAAUAGCUUCAAACUCACCCUCUGUGGUUCUUCUCUUGAUGCUCAUCCUUUCCCUCUCUUUCCCUCGCUCUUGGACGUGCCUGUUGACAAUUCUUAUCCAUUUAAUCCAGCACAUAACAGCGGUCCAUACAUCACUGGUGUAAUUCUGUAGCCUUAGUGCAUGACUGACCUUGUAAUGUGUCUUCUCUGAGGCAAAAUGGAGGUGUCAACAAACCAGAUGCUGCAUUGAUAUUGAUGAGGAAUCCUCUCUUUGCCUUCACUGCCUAUUUAUUUGCUAAGUGUGUAUUUGUGUGUAUUUGUAGCUGUGUUCAACCUGAUCCCAGUGGGCCUUCGUGUGGUGGCCAUCCAGGGCGUCCAGACCAAACUAUACCUGGCGAUGAACAACGAAGGCUUUCUCUACACCUCUGUAAGUCAUUCAUGCACAGUCAGUGCGUUUACAUGCACAGUUUAAUCAGACUAAGCUAAUGAUUUGUUUUUUGUACCGAAUCGCACUUCUCUCCUUGUCUGUGUACAUAAAGCUGAGAAAAUUAAAUUAUUGAUGCGAACCUGCCCUCCUCCCCAAAACUAGGGGGUUAUAUGGGUCUUUUCAGCUGCGUUGUUUCCGACCCCAUCCAACCCUCAACAACAACAGCAGGUCAGACGUGUCUACAACUGCUGCUGGGCAUUUUCAAGCAAGAAGAUGGAGCAUCGUACAGCGGUCGUACAUGAUGUACGCACUACUUUUUCUGCAGAUGAGAUGCACACUACUCCUCUUCUCUGCUGUUAGAGAUAUGUCAGAUCAUACUCCAACUACGCUGGUUACAUGGUAGAGAAAAUCGAAUUCCAAUCGCAUUAUCUGGGUGUCUUAAUCGGAGUUCUUAAACUCUGAUUAUAGUCGGACUAAGGUGUUUACAUGCACUUCAGUUGUCCAGUCUUAAUCAGAAUGAGGCAAUAAUUCGGUUUUCUUGAGUGUCAUGUAAACGUACUGACUAACACACACACCUUCAAACACUAUAAACCCAAACCUCAUCUUUGGAUCAGGUUGAGUAAUGAAUGACAUCUCUCAGUGCGACCACUUUCAUUAUGGUCCUAUCAUCACAUCAAUACUUAAACGACAGAGCGGCCUCGUGAGUCAGCUGUAAUAAUCCUGUGUCUGAGCCUUCCUUAUCUGUACACCGAUGCUGUGGCCUCACAGGAUUGAUUUCAGAUCAUCCCCCAGCAGCCUCCUCUUUGUUUAUCUCCCUGCACUCGCUCUUUGAUAGAAAGAUUACUUUGUGUCCAUUUACAAACAGCCCCUUGAAAUUUGUCUUCAUGGUUUUUCUCUGGCUCGGAUUUACACAUACAUCCCCGCUGUGCAUAUAUCUUCUCAGGCAGGUCAGAAGGCGGUGUUGGCUGCAGUGCAUUGCAUUAAGUGCUCCGCUUUAGCUCUCAAGCGGUUGGAGGUGGGUGGUGUAGAAGCAAUAACAAAAAAGAAUCAACAAAAAUAACUCUCGGAGCAAUCUAAACAAGCCUGUGAGGCGAAGAGAUGAAAACUAACAAAGGGGAAAUAGAAAAAUGACACACGGCUUUGCUGCUGCUGCAGACACGUAAACAACCACAAUAUCUGUACAUGGUUGGAUUAUCUCCCCUUCAGUCACAACAGUUAUAUUACUUUGUUUUUCAUCUUCACUCCUGAUAUUAAAUGACACUCACACACACAGACACACAGACUGUAUCAAUCACACUCCCAGAACUUCGUUAAAAUGCAGACCAGACUAAUGGAUGAUAGAGAAAAGGAGUACGUCUUCUGUAUCUUUCCGUUUCUCUCCGGCACCAUCCUUCUCUCAGUGGGCUGGUUGGUAUUCAAGGGAGUAGCCGGUUGCCAUGGCGAUGCAGGAAUAAGGAAAUGCAAAUGUCAGCUGUCCUAAGUUGGUGCAGUUUGUUCAGUGAGACUACAGCCUGGGCGAGAUAUGAUUCAAAGAGAUGGAUGGAUAAAGGGAGGGCAGGAGAGAGUCGUAAUUAAAAACUUUCUAAUCGGGUCCAUGUGACAAACUCAAAACGGUUUUUCUCUGAACAUAACACCCCCACCUCUCCAUCAGGGCUAAAUCACCUUCUUGUCAUCUUUUUGUAAAGGGAGAUCUGAAGUGUAGCUACCUUGAGAGAGCUCUUCACUUCUAGUUGAGGUUUUUCUUCGCCACUGUAACUUGCUAAAUACUGCAAAGUACUUUAUGGAUUAAGACAAGAUUAAAUCUGAUCUUGUUUGUCUUUAAGUAACAUCUGUUCUGCUUGAAACUCUGUUAAAAAAAAUGGUUGAUUGAUUAAUUGAUUGGUUGGUUGAUCCCUCUUAGGAACACUUUACCCCGGAGUGUAAGUUCAAGGAGUCAGUGUUUGAGAACUACUACGUCACCUACUCCUCCAUGCUGUACCGGCAGCAGGCCUCAGGUCGGGCUUGGUACCUCGGACUCAACAAAGAGGGCGGGAUCAUGAAGGGGAACCACGUCAAGAAGAACAAGGCGGCAGCACACUUCAUACCCAAACCGCUCAAAGGUAAGAGAACUGCACUGAAGUACCGAGGGGUACGACAACUCACAGUGAACAGACUAAAAUCUGACUUUACGAAGGUAGUUCUCAAGCUUAGUUACUGAAUUUUUUAUUCAAGCCAACAAAAAUAGGAUAAAUAAAUAAACAACUUUGAGAGAAGAUAAACACAAGUAGAUAUACAAGGUAGCAGAACUAAAAAAAUCACAAGUUAAAAGGUAGAAUAAAGUGUUACCAGGAAGUCUAUAAGCCCGAGAAGAAAACAAUUUACAAACCACCUGUAGUUUUCAUACACUGUAAUUAGGACUGGGCAAUUUGGCAAAAAGAAAAAAAAAGAGAUCAUGAUACAUUUUGUGAUAUUGUCUGAUCUCCGAUUAUUAUCACAUUUUUUUUUUUUUUACCGAAAGUUUUAAAGCAUCUUUAUUUAAAACUAAAGAAACUAAAGAUUAGUUCAACAUUUUAUUAACAUACAAACAAAGAAAAUUGAAUAAGAUAAACUCAAAAAUAUGAAAACCAUUUUAACUCAACAGUACAACAAAUGUAGAUAAAUAUUUAUUAAUACAGUUAACUAGUUUACAGUCUUAAGUGUUUUUGCAGGUAUUAAAGACCUAAAAUAAACAAAUCGCCCCCUCAGGGAUAAUGAAAAUGCCUUAAAAUGCCAACAUUAGAUAAUGUAAAUGUAGACCGUUUGAAAAUCGGUUUAAAAUUAAUCAAUCUAUGGUUAAUUAAAUGUUACAUGCACCGUAGACUGUAAUGUUAUGAGUGGGCGAGCGUCCUGAAGCAAAAUGGCCGCCAUGCGCGGACGUCGGUCUCCAUUGGCUAACAGCGUGCGUGAGUCAUCAAGCGUUUAUUUGUAUAUAUCUAUGGCUGCACCGCUAGUUGUAGCUAAACUGCUAAUGCUACUUUUGCCGUCAGGCUGUUCAGACUCCGCUCGUAUUUUCAUUCGCUCGGUAAGUAUUUCUUUAUAUGGUUAAACAGAAUUGGUUGUGUUUCCGGUUUUUGAGGCACCAACCGCCGACGUACCUUACACAUUGGCUUCAUUACUCGACGUCACUUUGGAGAUACCGGAACCACCGACACACAACCGACGUUGAGAGUACUUUUCUUCUCGACAAUGGCAUCUUUGGAGGAUGACUCAAAUCUGUUUUGCUGCCCUCGGCUCCGCGUUUAGCUCCACUUUCGAUCAGUCUGUUUACUUCCUGUCUUCUCUUUAUCUUCUUCUUCGUGUUUAACGGCAGUUGGCAUUGUUUACUUCCUGUUUACGUCUCCGGUAACUUAUAGAAGUGAGCAGGAAAAGCUCGACUCUGAUUGGCUGUUGUGACGCACAUUUCCGCCAUAUUUGAUCGAGUAAAUAUGCUCACAGCCGAUCACCGUGAUCGAACAGAAAUUUAUCCCGAUCAUAUAAUCGAACAGUCCUUAUCUGUAAUCAACCUCAUUCAAAUACUCGAGUAAAAUCCAUCUGAGUUCAGACAGUUUGAAGCUUUUAGUCCAGACCUGCAGAUUUCAGUUCAGAGAAUGGACUUUGUAGUGAAGGAGAGCAGAUGUCUGGAAUUUGUAUGCAGUCUGACGAUCUGUAGUCUGUUAAAAAGAUAAUAAAUAAUAGACAUAAAAAUUUGAUGUGAUAAAAAAAAACUCAGUGAGAUCAAAAUUUCAUGAUGACUGUGGCAGUGCCCAGAAUAAAUUUGAAGACAAAAGCUAAAAGUUUAAUUCUUCUCCGGUUUCAUGAUGAUGCAACACUGUAGGGCUCACAGUGGAAGAGAAGCUGAUUAAAAUGGAUGAAAAAGAAAAAAAGACCACCAUAAAGGAGACCGACUAUUUCUACCUGCUGAUUUUUGAGCGGCAGGUGCCAGAUCAGAUGAUUGACAGCGGGUUGUCUUUACAUUUUCAACAGCUCAUAUAUUUACGACAAGCGACACAUUUGACUGUUAAAAAAACAAGAGAUUUUUUUUAAAUCAGAAAUAUCUACUUAGUCGUGGACAGGACAAGAUCAGAGUAACUAUUGGAUGUACAUUUUUGUCCAUUGGGGGAUGCCAUACUGAUAGAAGUUGUUGUCGCUACCUGAUCUGUCCCAGAAUUACACAGAAUAUUAAUUUUUCACCCUAGUUGCGAUAUUGACAUGUAGUUACUGUCAGACUGGUUUGUGCUCAAGUCCUCUUUUUUCUGAACAGCUCCAUUUUCAAAAGUUAUUAGGGGGUUCAUGUUUUCUAUGAUUGACACUUUAUACAGCCUAUGGGGGUACGAAGAUUGCAUAGCUCACCUGGGGGAUACGCUGUUUGAGCCGAGUGUCAUCACAGCGACUCUUGGCGACUCUCCUGUUGGAUGCGUACAACGCUACUGUGCAAUGUUGGUUUCAGGAAAUGGAAAAGAAACGCAGAAUUACCGAGAGCUUUUCGGCUUCAACUCCAUAUACUGCCGGAAGGCGAAACCAAGUUGUCCAUCGUAGAUGCAGUCUUUGGUCGCAAACCGCUAGGGGCAAAUGAUUGCUGUGCUGUUGCAAAGAUGGCUAGUAGAGGAAGUGAUGUACGUUUCGCACAUGCGCAGUACAAAUCGGGUAGGGACAGUUGUUACUGGACACUUUAACUCAAAAGUUCAGAGAUUAAAGAGCGUUAUCCUUAAAGCAGCAGGUCAAACAUGUCUGUCUAUCUUCAUUCUUUGAGGUGCUUUAAGUAUUUUUGAGAUUUUAUACAGCCCCGCACUGGAGAAACUGUGAUUCAUCGUCCGCCAUACGUGUAAUCUGACUCUGGUGUGCGAAUCCAGCUGAGCUCUGCCCACCUCAAACUGUUGAGGAAAAACUGCACCAAAAACAGACCUACAAAAACUGUACAGAUUUCUAGUAAAUAGAGUUUUCAUGUAUGAUCCCAAAAGUAGACUGAAUGUAUCUUUGAAAGAAUCUUUUAGUCGUUUUUUUUUACAUCUUCAUCGCAGCAAACAUCUUCAUUUAUUCUGAUAAAUCUGAAACCCUGAUCUGUUACAUCAGGACUCUGUGGGUGAGCUUGGAUCCGAUUUGACUGACAGUGUCAUCUCCCUCAUAAAACACAUCACUGUCAUCACACUUUGACUUCGCCUCUGAAUGAGAAACAGCUCUCUCCUGAGCGAAGGAACUGAAAUCAUGACUUAAAGUCUUUAUGUAAGAGCGCUGCGCUGAGUAAAGCUGUUAAAGCUCCGAGAGCUGCGAAGGAUGUCACAGCCUCAGAUGCUUUGUUUGUGCCCGAGAGGUGUAAAUUUCACUCGUUAUGAAUCAUGAGACAACUUCACUCUUGUUCUUGAAUUUAACAUGCUGACCUUUUUCAUAUUUCUGAAAGACAGAGCGAUUAUCACGAGUUUGAGUGCGUAUUACUCAAAAAAAAAGGACUAUUAGCUGCUAAGAAUCUCAGGAAAUUAUUUAAAAUGUCCUUCGUGGUUGAACAUCUUGCAGCCCUUCAACCACCUACACACCGUUCUCUGAUUAUGUGAUUGUAUUCAAGAGAGACCUGAGUUGUAUAUCAGUAUAUGAGAGCGCAGAGAAAGGAUUGAUGAGGAAAAAGAAGAAGAGUAAAGUUUGGCUUUGUUUGAUAUUUUUACUUGAACAUGAGCACUUAGACGCUUCAGGCUGUGAAAAGGCUCUAAAAGGCUCUCCCCCUAAGGAGCACACAAGCACAGUAAGAGACUAGCUGGUGAACACAGUGUAGCAUUUAGCAUCUAAACAGCCUUAUAUUCCCCUUAGGAGACGGCCGGCUCACGAACAAAGCCUAAGGAGAGUAAUUAUUGGACUUGGAUUCAUCAGAUGGACACAAACACGACUGCAAAUGAAUUCUAAUGAAGGCUGCAGGUUGUGUGAAUAGACAACAGUCUUUAAAGUGUUGUGUGUACGAGUUUGAGGGGAAAUGGGAUUCAUGAGUUCACCUUAAUUCUUGUUAAACAUCUAAAAAAAAGAACUGCAGUGCUUGUGUACCCCUAAAAUGAGCUUUCUGAACCACCGGGUCCUCGUCUACUUUGUAUGCUUUGUUGCACUGCUAUGUUUCUGCUGUAACCCAGAAUAGACAAACCAAGCGCAGACUCCAGAGAGGACCUGUCAUGUUGGCUGCGAGUCUCAGACGUAGCUGGGUAUUUGCGAAAACGAAUAUAUUUUUAUGCAGUCUGUACGGUGGCCCUGAGGUCCAAAACACAACGGCAAAUCAGAAAACACAGCAACAAAAGAGAAAACACAAUGGUAAUUGUUUAUGGUUAAUGGUUAAUUUGCUGUUGUGUUUUGCUCUUCAGGGUCACCGUCAUUUUGGCCUGCGGCCCACACGAAACACCAGGAUAACAUUAUUAUAAACGGUGCUUUUCCAGUUUUGCGUUUGUCUGUGGACAUAGAUAACUAGAGUUUUAAAUUCCUAAACGUCAUCGUCCGCGACAGCUAAUAAAAAAACUUCAUUUUCUAUGCACCCUUCUUUAUAUCAGGUAGUGGACCUCACAGAUAUAUACAGAAUAUAUAUUUUUGUGAGAAGCAAAGGAGAAGGAGUGCUUCGCAGUCGGUUAUUCUACACCAAAUAACCCUUCCUCCAUCUUUCUUGUGUCUUGUUGAAUUUAGACUCUUAAAGCUGCUGUAAGUAACUUUUGUUUUGCAUCAACUUUGGCGCCCCCUGUCAUCAAAGUAGGUUUUCUUUUCUUCCACAUAGAUUGUUUUUUAGUAAAAUCUCAUUCUGCUGACUUUGUAACUGUCAAAUGUAUCAUUCAUUGUAAAUAUUUCAUGAUGUUUCAGGCAUUACCGCAUUUUCCGGACUACAAGUCACACUUUUUUUCAUAGUUUGGCUGGGUUUGCGACUCAUACUCAAGUGUGACUUAUGUAUAUGUGUUAAAAUAUAUAAUUUCACGUUUUUUUUUUUUACACUGACAGCCACUAGAGGGCACUCUAGUUGUUCAGAAGUGACACAGAGGAUGAAGAAUUAGGUGGAUUUAGUGAUUUGGAGUAAGAUCGAGAGUUUUUUAAACUUGUUUUGUUAUGUUCUUUAUACUAUAGUUAUCUGAGUAACUGUUAAUACGUCACGUUAACAUACCAGACACCUAUUGAGCUCGUUGUUUGUGCUGCAUGUAGCUGAAUAACCAUCAACAUGCUAUGCUAGCAUACCGUACACCUAUCCAGCCUGUUGUUCUCUAGUCUAUUGUUAAUAAUAUAACUUGCCUUUCAAGAUCAAAUGUCUGUUCUUGGUUUAUUUGUAGAAUAAAUUUUCCCCCCAAAAUGUGACUUAUACCGGUAUAUGUUUUUUCUUCUUCAUUAUGCAUUUUUUUUGGCUAGUGCGACUUUUACUCCGGAGCGUUUUAUAGUCCGUAAAAUACGGUAAUAUCAUGAGAUAUAAAGCAUUAAUAUUGUUGCUGAUUGUCUUGUUGUCUAAAUGAAUUUCAGUGUAUUGCGCAAAAAUGAAGAAACUACUCAUAGUAGCUUUAAAAGCAAUUCCACCUCUUUGAACAAACUAUGCGGCGCUAUGUUUCAUGUUUGGGGAAGUGACGACGAAAAAGGGAAGCUCGCUCUGAUUGGAUAGAAGGGGUGUAACGGUGGACAAUAGCACAUUUAUGCAGUUUUGUGUGGAUGGAAUAGUAUUUGAAAAUGAUGACUUGUGUACGUGACUUUUUUUAAACAGAGGGGUUGGAUAUUCAUUUAUAAAAAAUACCCGGCUUUAGAGUCACUGUAGUUUCUCAUUUCGGAGUUUGAUGCAAUCUGCAGCGUCUCUAACAAGAUCCCACAAAAAUCCAACGCACUGCUGCUUUUACAACAUGAUGAGGGUGGGUGUUACUUUACAGGCUGCUUCCACUGACUACAAAAAGAAAAACAAACAGGUGUUACAAGUCUGAGGAGAAAAGCAAGAAUCUGGUGCUUUUUCUAAAAUAAUAUUUGAUUGUUGUUUUAGAUUAUGCAAAUGACUGUAAAUAACAAAACCUUUGGAUCAACACAGUCAUUCAUUACCAUAAUGUUCGGUGUUAAAGAGACUGAAUCAGACUGUUUACAAAGAGCAAACCUUGAAGUCAUUUACAUAAAAGUGGAACAAAAUAGUAAAGACUUUAUUUGUUCAGUUCUUUUCAAGCAAAAAGUGUUUUUCAUAUCCAGCAGAGAUAAUAUCAGACUGUAUACACCAUCAAAUAUAAACAGACAAGGUCCCAGAGCAGCAAAUGUUCCAUUUCUUCUCUUCAGCUGGACUCUGAAACAGCCAGUAGGUCUAAAUCAGCAGAUGUAAGAGAUCUUUUUGGACGGCGAGGGGUUAAAAGUUCGCUUAUACACUCUGGCUCCUGCAUGUGAAGCCUUGUGAGUCAUAAAUAAGACUUUCAAAUGGGAUCUAAAAUUAACGGGUAACCAGUGCAGGGAGGCUAAAGCCGGGGUGAUGAUGUGAGACAAGUAUUUGGUCUGAAUGAAGAGGUCUGUGGCUCUCAGACAGGGGGCGCUAUCAGGGGUAAUCUGAUUGGAUCUCAGGAUAUUAGUUUGAAGUGUUCCCACCGCAUGUUUUGUCUAGUUUCUGUUUUUUUGAGAGAAGAAAACGACUGAAUAAAAAGUGCUAAAGAAGAAAAAGAAAUGAGCUAUUGUAAAUUAAAUCAAGUUUUUAAAACAGGUUGUUCACACAAAUCCAAUUCUGGUUUAUACUCUGAUAAAAUACCCAGUUUAUGUUGUUUUAAAGCCGAUAUGUGGAGUUUUUAACUGUGAAACGGACUGAAAUUGAUACCAGAAGGAACAGCCAGCAGCAAGACGGAUCGUAAUGUUCAGUGCCUGAAGCGACUGCCAAAGGGUUUGAGUCAGACCGGAUGAUUGACAGCACGCUGAGCAGCGUUUCUUUACAUUUACAACAUAAAUAUUUACGGCCAGUAACACUUUUCCCUGUGAAAAGACAGAAAGAGAUUUGCUGCCAGAAGAGGCGACCUUGGCACGUGCAGGACUCUAACUCCUCACUGUCAGUUGUACUCUUGGGUUGUCUGCCCAUCUCUAGUGACCUUAAGGCUUAUAUAGAAGUACUACUUCACUUUUAAAGGGAUAUUCUGGCGUUAAAUUGGAAUUUCCCCCCGUAGGACUUCUAAAGGAACAUCUUAUCUUAAGUUAUGGUCAAACACCGUAACACCGAGUUAGACACCCCCUUGAGAGAUGAAUGUUGCCGACCGCUUGCUUCUUUAGUUAUACCAACUUCAGCAACGACCGCACAAUAGCAAUACACAGCGGUCCAUGUCUCCACGUGCAAACCCCAACCAAAACGCCACUCUAUAGCCACAAAUGAUGCUCAGAACAGCACCUAACUUCAUCAACACCAGUAUCAGAACAACACCGCGGAUGCUGGGAGAGGACUGCCAAUGAUGUCCGUCUCUCCCAAACUUCAGUUUGUGCUCCUGUUAUAUAGGGUUUAGAGUUUUAGGUCCUCCUACAUCUUCUCUUUAUCUCUAAGUUCUCUUUCUUCACCAUCUGAUUUACACCUAGCUUUGAAGUGUGACCUGCAAAACCCCCAACAGCUAGAUUGUCUGGACUAGGUACCAUAAAAGAGACACAAUGCCCAAAUUCCAUACUCCGGUUAUCUCAGGCUAUCCGUGGGAACUGACCCAAGGCAGUGCAUGUUGGUACUGUACUCCAGAUACCACAACAUCUUUUUAUCUUUGCAAAGAGACUAAACACAACUCACCCACUCUCCUCCAGCAGCCACUUGUUUGUGGGGAAGCCCUGACGAGUCCAUGAUACAGUGCAGCGGAGUUUCGCAGCUCAAGGAAGAACAUUUAGGAUCAUUGCUUCCACACCUGAGGCAAUUUGAAAGUGGCCAAUUAACCUAACCCCACUUCUGUAUGUGUUUGGGAUGCGGGAGGAAACCAGAGUACCCUGAGUAAACCCACGCAGACGCAGGGAGAACAUGCAAACUCCACACAGAAACGCCCUGACUCAGAUUCAAACCCAGGACCUUCUUGCUGUGAGGCGACAGUGCUAACCACUACCGGUUCUCGAUUCCCAUCCCUAAUCAUGACCUUUCAAAGUCUGUAUCUAGACGUAGUUUGUCCUUUUUUUCGCUUGUUUUUGACCAGCCAAGACAAAAGUGUAGAUUAUCAGGUCCUGGAAUGCAAAGUAGAUCUUUAUAAUCUAGAUUACACUUUUUAAGAUCCACACCAGAAAACUAAAUCUUGAAUCACUUUAUCUUUAUUUCCUCAAGAGAGCACUGGUCUGAUUUUGAAGAUAUUCCUUCACCGUUAGAUACAUGCAUGCACUUUGCACUCAUUAACAAUUGAACUGAUAUUUAAGAUAAUGAUUUGUGUCUUGUUUGUUUGUCUGUGUGUGUUUGUGUGUGUGUAGUGGCCAUGUACAGGGAGCCGUCCCUCCACGACCUGACAGAACUCUCAAGAUCGGGCAGCGGCACGCCAACCAAGAGCCGCAGCGCGUCGGCUCUGCUCAACGGAGGAGGGAAAUCGCCCAGCACCAAUGACUUAUCCUAGCCCCCCCACCCCUCACAAACUCACACGCACACUCACACAUACACCUACACGCACACAAACCCACACAAACACACACACACUCACAGAUCUCAGGCCGACAUGCCCACACAUCAGGCUGGUGAGAGAAGAAGGAGGAGGAGGAGGAGGAGGAGGAGGAAGCAAGGACAGGAAUGUGUUCUUCCACUUCACGGAGCCCACUGUGACUGACUGUGAUGUAAAUAAAUUUAAGGACAAUCAAUCGAUCCGGCUCUGCUGCUCUGGUCUGCAGAGGGACGGGACCUGUAGAUCUUUUCCCUUGACUCCUCUUCCUGCUGUAUUAUAGCCAGAGAGAACAAGGGAGUGAGGGCUUCAAAAUUAGAGUGAUAGAUAGAUUAGAGUCAGUCAGUCACAUAGUGCGAUAAACAGACUGUUACCGAGAACCAAAGAGUACAAGUAUUAACUAAAGUUACUGCUGUGAAAAGGCACCAGAUAGGCGAGAGAUAGAGACGGUGACAAAGGGAGUACUCUACCGUACGCUAUGUUUACACAGAGCUCAUGGGGUUAAGUCAUAUUUUUAAAAAUGACGAACGUAUUCCUUGUACACUUAUAAGGAUUGAUCAUUUGUUUGCAUGCAGGUGCGCCUGUGUGAGAGCGCGUGUGUGUUGUGUGUGCGUGGGCAAACGAGAGCGAGUGAGUGCGCACGCAUGUGUCCGGGGGGGGGUGGGUGGGAUUUUACCUUUUUAAGAUCUGUUGUAUAUCAGACAAACCUCCUGAGGGCUUUAGCAGGUUAAAAUAAGGUUUACUGUAUAUGCUUCCAUGCUUACUUCUUACAAGCAAUGCCGUUGUUUCUCUUUCCGUUCGUUGUUGUCGUCCUCUUGCUGUUUGUUUGUUUGUUUGUUUGUUUGUUUGUUUGUUUGUUUGUUGUUGCAUGGAAGCUUGUGGACCUCUGCUCAGUAGCAGCAUGCCGAAAAAGGUCCUUUUUUUCUGGUCUUUUCCGUGUUCCUGACCUAAAGAGAUCACUAGUGAGCCAACAGUGUCGUACCAGAACACUAGUGAACCACUGUGAGGGCGCGGGAACACUGCUGGACCAAUAGUAUCGCACCAGAACACGAGUGGACCAAUGUUGUCGGACCAGAACCAGUUUAACCAAUGCGAGCACAGAUUAUCUUAAUAUUUUGGUUCCUGCUGUGGACAAACUAGAAAUGCACUAAAUAAACUCUUUCUAAAGAAGUUCAGACUGUCUGGUCUUCUUUCGCUCCCUUCGCUCUGUAGUUUUUUUUAGUUUUUGUUAAAAAGCUUUUGAGUCUUGUCUACAUUAUUUAGGAUCAACUGUUUAGAUCAUAACUGUUGCUGCUCUUAUUCUGUUUACACUUUUAAUUCUGCCAAAUAAAAGAUAUUGUCACAUUCA
Messenger RNA from Xyrichtys novacula (pearly razorfish), 33884 nucleotides. The record is from the annotation of a GenBank genome assembly. Lineage: Eukaryota; Metazoa; Chordata; Actinopteri; Labriformes; Labridae.